Molecule: messenger RNA, 1897 nt
Organism: Paramisgurnus dabryanus
Lineage: Eukaryota; Metazoa; Chordata; Actinopteri; Cypriniformes; Cobitidae
Product: ATP-sensitive inward rectifier potassium channel 1-like
Biological process (GO): potassium ion import across plasma membrane; regulation of monoatomic ion transmembrane transport
Cellular component (GO): plasma membrane
Molecular function (GO): ATP-activated inward rectifier potassium channel activity
Source: RefSeq, a predicted model, not a curated record
UGCUUAUUAAUGAAUAACAGGCACAUUUCCAAUUUCCUUCUUUAGCAAAGAUUUAAAAGAAGGGACGAGAGUUUUGAAACACAAGUUUCGAAGAGAAAGAGGGAGACCGAUCGAUAAAGGAAGACAGCUGGUGAUUGUUUGUGAUUCGCACCUCUUCUCGCAGAUCUUCUGUUGCAGAUUGACAGACCCUGACAAAAUGACCCGUUCUCUGAGAGGGGUGUUUACAGAGUACAUGUCAGAGCGGCGGAUUCGAAAGAGCCGCCUUGUGAGAAAAGAUGGACGCUGCAACAUCGAGUACGGCAACGUGAUGCACAAAACCCGCUUUGCCUACCUCCUGGACAUAUGGACCACCUUUGUGGAGACCCGAUGGCGAUAUGUGAUCUUGCAGUUUGUGGCUUCUUUCGCACUCAGCUGGUUCAUAUUCGGCCUGAUUUGGUACUGGAUCGCCCGAAACAACGGUGACCUCACGUGGCAGAAUCCACCCUCAGAUCACAUGGCAUGUGUGACGAACGUCAUGAACCUGACCACGGCCUUUCUCUUUUCGUUGGAGACCCAAGCCACCAUUGGCUAUGGUUACAGAUACAUCACAUAUCUCUGUCCCGGAGCCGUCACACUGAUCAUAAUUCAGACUAUUAUGGGCUCCAUUAUUGAGUGCUUCUGGUGUGGUGUGGUCAUGACAAAGAUCGCCCUACCCAAAAAGAGAGCCAAAACUAUACAGUUCAGCGAGUCCGCAGUGAUCUGCCCCAAAAAGGGCACCCUCUGUCUUCAGAUCCGCGUGGCCAACCUUCGCAAGACCCUGAUGAUCGGCAGUCAGAUUUAUGGCAAGCUGCUGAGGACGACGGUCACGCAGGAGGGUGAAACUAUCAUCCUGGACCAGGUCAACAUUGACUUUGCGGUUGAUGCUGGCAAGGACAAUCUGUUUUUUGUGUGUCCGCUGACCCUGUUCCACGUGAUUGAUAAAACAAGUCCAUUUUAUGAAAUGGCGGUGGACACUUUACAUCAGGGGGAGUUUGAGCUUGUGGUCUUUUUGGAUGGGACGGCCGAGUCCACCAGCUCCUCCUGCCAGGUCAGGACUUCUUACAUCCCCCAGGAAAUCAUGUGGGGUUACGACUUCCUCCCUAUCAUCUCCCGCAGCAAAGAAGGAAAAUAUCGGGUGGACUUUUCCAACUUCUGCAAAGUGGUGGCCGUGCCAACUGCCCAUUGCUCUCGUUGCUACCACAAUGAGGUAGGGCAUCAUCACCACUCAAUAACUGGCAUUGAAAACCGGGGCUUUGAGGCGAUUGACAUCAAUGUACCCAACAAUACCUAAAUUGAUGGACUGUACCUCAUUGGAGAAACCAUGUGAUGUCACUAUCUUGCACUGUAUCAGAGGUACAGGGUGUUACAAUCCUGUUCUAUUUCUCAUGAACCACACAGUCACGCUUGUUUUAUGUACACUAUAUUACUGGCAUGGUUGUGUUUAAUGUGGAUAGACAUGUUUAUGUUUGCUUAAUAAAGUUUAUGUUUAUUUUAUACUCUUCGUCGCUCUCGUUGGAUUACACACCCUGUGCUGAAAUGCAGGGCAUUGAUUCAGGUGCAUUCAAAUGUAUCUGUAUAUUUUUAUGGUGAGUGUUUUACUGUAGCAGCAGUGUAAUUUACACAUUAUUUCAGAAAAUCAAAACCUUAUGUUAAGGCAACAAGGGAAAAGUGGAAUGGUUUUAUUGCUGCAAUGUGGGCAAUCUAUUUUUUUAAACAUAUUUAUUUGUAUUUAUUUUGGAGCUGAUACACUGACCUCUUUGUUUAAAUCCGACCUUCACUUAAACCUUGUUUAAAAACAAUAUUUCUGUCCCUACAUGAUAAAGAUUAAAGUGUGAAUGGUAUGAAAGUAGAGCUCUCUUGGGGUACAGGUUUAUUUCAU